AAACAGGGUGCCGGGUGGACUAGUUGGUGCACACUUCCUUUCUGGGUUAAAACUUAAAACUUCAAACCUCUGUCUUAAUUCUUAAGGCAUCAUCUCAUCCCUCUCUUAAUUUCCCACUAAUUUCCCUCAUUUCUAGGGUUUUCAAAUUUUCGAUAAUCCUCAAAUUAAAAUCAAAAUCAAAAUCAAAAGAUGCGAUUAGUCCACGAUUAAGAAGUAUAAUCUGCUCAGUUCUUGAUUUCUUGUAUCAUGGCCGGUGAGGAAGAAUCCGACGUCGUAUUGAGUGAUGUAGAGGAGGAGGAACUUCCGCCGGAGGAAAUUAAACUCGCCGGAAAAUCGUCGGAAUCCGGAAUUUCCGUGGAGAAAUUCAAUGAAUUACUCGGCGAAUUCGAUCGCGAGAAGAAAGCAAGAAUUGCGGCAGAAAACUCGAAAUCGGAACUCGAAGUUCGAUUUAAUCGGCUGAAAGCACUCGCUCAUGAGGCGAUUAAGAAGCGAGACGAGGCGAAUAAAGAGAGAGAAGAGACAGUUAGAGCAAAUGAGAAGCUGAGUAAUGAGUUGAUGGAAGUGAGCAAGGCUAAAGACGAGGUUUCGAAGCGAUUCGACGAAGCAAUGAAAGCGAAAGAGUCGUCGAAGGCGGAAAUUGAGGGUGCUGCUCAAAUGUUGGUGACAGGGAUUGAGAAAAUUACUGGAAAAGUUAAUCAUAUUAAGAAUUUUUCAGGUGGAGGCCUGCCAAGGUCUCAGAAGUAUACUGGAUUGCCUGCUGUUGCUUAUGGGGUGAUAAAGAGGACGAAUGAGAUCGUCGAGGAGGUGGUUAAGCAGAUUGAUUCGAUUGCCAAGUCGAGAGAUGAGGCUCGGGAGAUGAUGGAGCAGAGGAAUUAUGAAAUUGCUAUCGAGGUUUCGGAGAUGGAGGCAAUGAUAAGUCGGUUGAGGGACGAGGUGGGGGAGAAGAGUAGUCGAAUUGAGGGUUUGGAGAAGGGCCUUGCUGAGAAAGAAGGGAGGUUGGAAGAGAUUGAGAGUGGGAUGUCGGAGAGGAUUGGUUCGGUUGAAAACGAGAGGGAUGAGUUGAGGAACUUAGUGGAUGAGUAUGAGGGUAGGAUAAGGGAUUUGGAGUUGGAUAUUGAGAAGCAAAGGCCUUUGUUACUUGAGCAGUUGGGGUUUGUGUCGAAAAUUCACGAUCAAUUGUAUAAUGUGAUCAAGAUUGUGGAUGCUAAUAAUGGGGAUCAGUCAGAGUUGUCGGAGUCCUUAUUUGUUCCUCAGGAGACAGGAUUGGAAGAGAAUAUCCGGGCGUCAUUGGCUGGUUUGGAAUCGAUUUACGAACUAUGCAGAAUUGUUAUUGCAAAGACGAGAGACAUUGUGGAAGAAAAGAGUCGUGAGGUGAAGAGCUUAAAUGAAACGGUUGCUCGAUUGUUUAGGGAGAAGGAGCACGUAGGAGUGUUGCUAAGAAGUGCUCUGUCCAAGAGAUUGAGCUCUUCUUCAACAUCUAAAACAAAUGAUGUGUUUCAAGUUGCAGAAAAUGGUUUGAGAGAAGCCGGAAUUGAGUUUAAGUUUGGUCAUGUUAUUGAGGAUGCUAGUAAAGAAGGUGCUCAGGAGACCAAAGAUGAUGAAAUAUAUGCCCUGGCUGGUGCUUUAGAGAGUAUCAUCAAGGAGGCACAGCUUCAGAUUAUUGAGCUUCAACAUUCAGUGGAUGAGCUAAGGGCAGAGUCACAUUUACUUAAAGAACAUGUGGAGACUCAAUCCAAUGAGAUCAGCCAAAGAAAGCAUCGUAUAGAGGAACUUGAAGAGAAGGAACGACAAUCAAAUGAAAAUAUUGAAGGGCUUAUGAUAGAUAUUGCUGGUGCUGAAGAGGAAAUUACAAGAUGGAAGGUGGCAGCAGAACAAGAGGCUGCUGCUGGAAGAGCUGUUGAGCAGGAAUUCCUUGCGCAGAUAUCUUCCAUGAAGCAAGAAGUUGAGGAGACAAAGCAAACAAUGAUAGACUUGGAGAAAAAACUCAAAUUCAAGGAGGAGACAGCUGCUGCAGCCAUGGCUGCUAGAGAGGCAGCUGAAAAAUCAUUGAGGUUGGCAGACACUAGAGCAUCUAGAUUGAGGGAUAGAGUGGAAGAACUGACUCGCCAGAUUGAGAACUUGGACAACAGAGAUGAUAUCAGUAACAGAACUCGCCCGAGAUAUGUAUGCUGGCCAUGGGAGUGGCUUGGGAUUGACUUUGUUGGUAUGCGACGGCCAAUUGAUAUGCCUGAUCAGCAAAGUUCGAAUGAAAUGGAGCUGUCGGAACCGCUUUUGUGAUUAUUUUAGUCUUGUUUUUGGGUUUCAUGAUUUUGAUCAAUUUAUUCAUCUCAUGUGGGUUUUCUUUGUAUAAAAAAGAUAUUGUAGGCUGUAGCUUCAUAGUAUUGGUAUUCUUCACAGUUCUGUCCAUAGAGCACAUAAAGUUGUAAGACCUUGUUAACUUACCAACACCUAGGAAGUAGGUGAUUUUACUUUGCCUUUGAAGUUUAAACCAAGUCAAAAAAAAAUUCUAUCAUCAACAAUUUUUCUCUUUUUA
Messenger RNA from Beta vulgaris subsp. vulgaris (sugar beet), 2533 nucleotides. RefSeq lists its product as hypothetical. The record is from RefSeq and is a predicted model, not a curated record. Lineage: Eukaryota; Viridiplantae; Streptophyta; Magnoliopsida; Caryophyllales; Amaranthaceae. The transcript is spliced from 5 exons. Bases 247 to 2277 code for a protein of 676 amino acids.